Molecule: messenger RNA, 658 nt
Organism: Pocillopora damicornis (cauliflower coral)
Lineage: Eukaryota; Metazoa; Cnidaria; Anthozoa; Scleractinia; Pocilloporidae
Biological process (GO): extracellular matrix organization
Molecular function (GO): extracellular matrix structural constituent conferring tensile strength
Source: RefSeq, a predicted model, not a curated record
AUGAACACUGAAAAUUCUCUUAUACUGGUGAAUAACGGGCUCAAUAACUUGGAGAAAACGGUGAACUCAACGAAGGACGAAUUAGCUUCAAGGAUUGCAAGGGCAGACCUUUGGCUCAACAGCACCACCGAAAGACUUGAUCAAGAAGACGUCAGCAUAAAAUCACUUAUUAACGACAUCAACGCAACUUUGUCUUUGAAGGUAGAGAAUGUGAGUAAGCUACAGGGCCCCGUUGGACCAGCCGGACCUCAGGGAUUCAAUGGAACACAGGGUCCUCAGGGGGUGAUAGGUCCACAGGGUUCUAACGAAUCACAAGGGUCACCGGGAUCAGAUGGACUCCAAGGAGCCGCAGGACCCUCAGGACCCCCUGGAGCAGGAGACUUUUCACAAUGUGAGUUCAUGACUAGCACGGACACAGGAUCCCAGACUGCUUUCCAAGGCAACACUCUUCCAGCUGCAACUAAAGUCAUCCUAACUGAACCAACUGUAAACCUCGCCCAACUGUAUAUCUUGGAAGCUGAGAUUGUUCCAUCUACAAACAACCAAGUGUACCACUGUGAGUGCUAUGGAAAUCAAGGAAGUGUUGGGACAAUCAAAAGUAUUCAAUGCUUCAUGCAUUAUUGGUUAUGUCCCUUAACAACAUAAAAGUGACACGCCA